Carica papaya (papaya) is the source of this 1043-nucleotide messenger RNA. RefSeq names its product anaphase promoting complex 10 (gene APC10). NCBI's taxonomy places the organism in Eukaryota, Viridiplantae, Streptophyta, Magnoliopsida, Brassicales, Caricaceae. The record is from RefSeq and is a predicted model, not a curated record. Gene Ontology annotation, biological process: protein K11-linked ubiquitination; anaphase-promoting complex-dependent catabolic process. Gene Ontology annotation, cellular component: anaphase-promoting complex.
UUGGCCUGGUAUCGGUAAAGCUUCUUUCUUUUUAUCGAGAAAAAGAGAGCGAAAAUCUUUAUGGAAGGAAAAACGCUCAAAUCAAAUAUAGGGUUUUGUUCUGCAUAAUGUAACAGAGGUUUUAGGGUUCAGAUUCGAAUUAGGGCAUUUUAAUCUUGUCUCGCUGUUUCGAGAUAAUCUCAGAGAGAGAUAAAUGGCGACGGAGUCAUCCGAAUCAGAAGAGGAAGGGAAAAUCAGAGGAGGAAAUGAGACGCUGAUUGUGGAUGACAAUCUGAGAGAGAUGGGGAAGAAAGCUGCCUGGAGUGUUAGCUCUUGCAAGCCCGGCAAUGGCGUCUCCUCUCUCCGUGAUGACAAUCUCGAUACCUAUUGGCAAUCAGAUGGUGCGCAGCCGCAUUUAGUUAAUAUCCAGUUCCAGAAGAAAGUUAAGCUACAAUUAGUUGUCCUAUAUGUUGAUUUCAAGCUUGAUGAGAGCUAUACUCCAAGUAAGAUCUCCAUUCGAGCUGGCGAUGGCUUCCACAACAUGAAGGAGAUCAAAGCUGUGGAGCUUGUGAAGCCAACAGGUUGGGUUUAUAUAUCCUUGUCUGGAAAUGAUCCUAGGGAAACUUUUGACACCUUUAUGUUGCAAAUUGCUGUCUUCAAUCACCUUAAUGGGAGGGAUACUCAUGUGCGCCAAAUCAAAGUUUAUGGACCAAGACCGAAUCCAAUCCCACAUCAACAGUUUCAAUUUACAUCGAGGGAAUUCAUUACUUACUCAUCCAUAAGAUGAGGCAAUGAGAAAACAAAGUGGGAGAAAGGUAAGUAUGUCAUAGCUUCCCAAACUGGCGGGGUCCGAGGAUAUUUGAUGAGAACAACCAGAUGAUGGAAGUGCCGGAUAAAUAUGUGGUAAAACAACGGUAUAGGCAUAUAUAUAUAUAUAUGUAUAUGUAUGUUAAUAUCUUUGUCGAGUCGUGAUGUAAAACAUAUCUGAUGUAUUUGGUGUUGCACCUUUGAUACUAAAUAUCUUGAAUGAAUUCACUUAUAAAAGUCCUUUAACUUUGUUAGUA